AUGCAGUGGAGCAUCCUUGAUGACGAAGACUUGAGCUCGCCGGUACCAUCACCUCAGCCUGCUCCUGAUACUUAUAUGGAAAUUGAUGAAGACCUAGCUCCCGGUGGCUCUGAGGAGAUGGAUGUUGAUCAGGACGGUGGUGAUGAUGUGCAUCAGCAAACUGCUAAUCGCAUUGUACCUCGCCAAGAUAGCCGCAGUGACGGUGGGCUUCGCGCUGUAUCGUGUCCACGACAAGUUCUCUCUGAAACAGACUCGCUACCAUUGCUCCCGCCAGCUUCGAGUGUGACUCGUACAACAAUCUUUAAUCCCGUUGUCGAGAGGGGGGAGGACAGUUGGUACCUGCUACUGGAUCAUUGCAAAGUGCGCAAAGACAUGAACCUGUUCCUGGUGGCACAUUAG
Plasmopara halstedii is the source of this 399-nucleotide messenger RNA. RefSeq lists its product as uncharacterized. The record is from RefSeq and is a predicted model, not a curated record. The transcript has a single exon. The coding region runs from base 1 to 399 and encodes 132 amino acids. NCBI's taxonomy places the organism in Eukaryota, Oomycota, Peronosporomycetes, Peronosporales, Peronosporaceae.